This is a messenger RNA of Solanum pennellii, 1020 nucleotides long. Its product is annotated as 2-methyl-6-phytyl-1,4-hydroquinone methyltransferase, chloroplastic. Gene Ontology annotation, biological process: methylation. Lineage: Eukaryota; Viridiplantae; Streptophyta; Magnoliopsida; Solanales; Solanaceae. The transcript has 3 exons. The coding region runs from base 1 to 1020 and encodes 339 amino acids. The record is from RefSeq and is marked provisional. Gene Ontology annotation, molecular function: 2-methyl-6-phytyl-1,4-benzoquinone methyltransferase activity.
AUGGCAAAUUCAAUAUUCAUCUCUGGAACUCAAAGUUUGAGUGUUUGUAACAGAGUUUCCCCAAAUGGGUUAGGCUUUGUUGGUUCAGAUUUCAAUGGGAAUCAAUUUCCCAAGCUGGGUUUAUCAAGAACCAGUUAUAAAAUCAAAACCCUAGCUCCAAUUUGCAGUAUUUCAACAUCUAGGCCAGCUUCACAGCCAAGAUUCAUACAGCACAAACAAGAAGCUUUUUGGUUUUAUAGGUUUUUAUCUAUUGUGUAUGAUCAUGUUAUUAAUCCUGGUCAUUGGACUGAAGAUAUGAGGGAUGAUGCACUUGAACCAGCUGAUCUUAAUGACAGGAAUUUGACUGUGGUGGAUGUUGGUGGUGGCACUGGUUUCACUACAUUGGGUAUAGUUGAGCAUGUAGAUGCCAAGAAUGUUACAAUUCUUGACCAAUCUCCUCAUCAAUUAGCUAAGGCUAAGGAAAAGGAGCCUUUGAAAGAAUGCAAGAUAAUUGAGGGUGAUGCUGAGGAUCUUCCAUUCUCAACUGACUAUGCUGAUAGAUAUGUAUCUGCUGGAAGUAUUGAAUACUGGCCGGACCCACAACGUGGAAUCCGAGAGGCAUACAGAGUUCUGAAACCUGGAGGAAAGGCGUGCUUAAUCGGUCCUGUGCACCCUACCUUUUGGUUGUCUCGUUUCUUUGCUGAUGUGUGGAUGCUCUUCCCUAAGGAGGAAGAAUACAUAGAGUGGUUUGAGAAGGCAGGAUUCACGGACGUACAACUGAAGAAGAUCGGCCCAAAAUGGUAUCGUGGAGUUCGAAGGCAUGGGCUUAUCAUGGGAUGUUCUGUUACUGGUGUUAAGUCUACACCAGGGGAUUCACCACUGCAGCUUGGCCCAAAAGCAGAAGAUGUGACAAAACCUGUAAAUCCAUUUGUCUUUAUGCUGCGGUUCCUUCUGGGUGCAACUGCAGCAACAUACUAUGUUUUGGUUCCUAUUUACAUGUGGGUUAAAGACCAGGUUGUUCCUGAAGGCGAACCUCUGUGA